AAUGCUGUAUCAAUUCGUUGGCUGGGAGUGAGUCAGCAUUGGAGAGAGGUACUUUCUCAUAGAGACGGUGAUUCUGCCUAGGCACCUGCUUUUGGCUUAAAAACAUUGCAAAACACUUUACAUGAACCGUGGGACACCUGCAGAGAAGGGUGAAGUAACCAGGAAGUGCCGUUGCUAUAUCUGUUUUGGGGGUGGGGCCAGCAGGAAUCUGGAAACACCCGCCAUUUACUUAGGGCUAACCACAUGUAUUAGUUAAUGUGAUUUUUGAAAUGCUGGUGUUUAUCUAAAGCUGGAAUGCUUGUAUUUGAAUGUUACACAGUACAGCUGUUUUAAAAGUAUCUGCAUUUUUUUUUUUUUUUUUAAAGGUAUUUCACAAAAAAAGCGAACAGGAAAUAUGCAGGAAGGAGAGACGGUUACAGUGCAUUGUCUGUGUUGAUUCAGUAGCAUGCUUUCUCUGGAUAUUUUUUUUCUCGGGAUAAUACAUUGAAAAAGUUUAGCAUUGGAGCUACAACCCUGAAAAGAAACUGCAGAGAGCUGUGGAAACUCAUUUUCCCAUGGGGGAGGCCUUUUUAAUGUACAAAAUAAUCCUUCUAUGUUUUUAAAAUUUACCUGGAUGUAUCUACUUUAUACAAGUAUGGGAAACAAAACGUUUUGCAUGUGGACAGUGAUAUCUCCAGCACCUGCUUCUGUUUGAAACUGAAAUCAGACAGAUGAGUUCUAACCUGCUGGGCUUUUCCACCAAAAUUCUAAUGUGAUUACAUUUUGGACUUCACAGCACGGCGCACUUUCAAUCGAAAUACCUUUAUUAAAUUGCUCCAUUGAUACUAAACGUUACAUGACAUUGUGGCCACUUAGCACCUAUUUGAAAACAUGCAGUUUAAAAAAGAUAGUUAUAACAUAUAGGGGACAAUCUAAAGUGCGUCAGGACAUUCGCAUUAUUGCUCUAAAACUGAAUGAGAUUUCGACAUGUAGACUGUUGCUUUGCUACCGGGCUGCCUUCUAUGCCUGCUUCAAGGACCUUUCCAACAGUGCUACAACAUCAAGCAAGACUUGUGAAGUGCCUGAUCAAAGGAUAUUGGAAAGCAAGAAAAUUCAACAGAACUUUAAUACUGUGACUACAUUUUUAUAAUUUACAAUAUUCCUGCAUUUCUAACACUUCUUCUGAAGUGUCUGAGUGAAGUGAUUUUUUAGAUGCUUCUCCUGAAAUGGUGAUGUAUGGCGUUGCGCACCCAUUUGCUUUUAAAGAUGUAAUACAGCUUUAAGAGAGAACUCUGGAGGCAAGACAGGAAACCAACUAUACUAGUGUUGUGCUUGUUUGAGUUGAUUUUUUAUGCAAAUAAUCUGUAUUUUCCUUGCCUUUGCUUUAGGUUAAAAAGAUCGCAUGCGUUUUGUUUAACAAUUAUUUUUGAAAAUCUUUAUCCAUUCUCUUUCCUCCAGGGCAAAGUUAUUGAGUUAUAGGUUAAUAUUAACCAAGGAAUAGGUUAACCUUUAAUCGGCUUAUAUCGUAAGAACUCACUGGCACAGAGUAUGUUCUAAAGGCUUUUGUUAAUUAACUAAUCUGGGAUUAUAUAAGGAAUUUGAACUUUCACAUUCCCUUUUAAGAAAACAAAGCAAAACCUUUAAAAUUGGUCUGUAACUUUUAUUUAUUUAAACCAACAUGACUAUGAAGGCUCUGGAUUUCAAAUUUAAAUGAACCAUUGCUUUUGUAGGAACUGGAAUUUUGGAAUUGGAAAAUUAAGAAUGGAAAUAUUUCUUAUUGAGACCUUACUACUCUCUCCCUGGUUUUCAAAACAAGUGGGAAAUCUUGCAUUAUUUGCUACAUAGAUCUGCAAAGAUAGCAAAACUUGGAACAGAAACGAAAGUAUAUCAGGAAUAUGUCACAGAAACCACACUUGCUUGUGAGAAACUUCAGUGGUCAUGACUUACAAAAAGAAGUCAACAAGGAGUUUUCCAAGGAGAAAACUAAACAAAAAAAACAUGGAAGUCUUUUUUUAAUAUGAAUUAAAAAGCCAGAAAGCAGCUCUUGGUCUCGCUAAUGGAAGGAGCUGUUAGUAAAAGCAGGUGCCUUCUCAAAUCAUUUUGAACACGCCCCCUAUCAUCUCCGCCUAGUUUCACAGUACAGAGCGGGUGGGAACAUUGAGUCUCACACACUCUGUUACAGGCACAUGCAGACUUGCACAACCUCUUACUGUAAUCUCUGGAUAUCUAUUAGUUGUUGCUGAAGGAACUCUGUGGGAAAAUGAUGGAAGAGGUGUCCAUAACGGUGGCCUAUGACGCCCAUGUUUUUAGCCAGAUUUAUGAAGAGGACUUCUUUGCAAAAAUGGUGGCUGUCUCUAAACCCAAGCCAGUGGUGCCGACUAAGAAGCUGAAGAAAUAUAAGAAAGAAUACCAAGCCAUGCGGGAAAACCAGCUGCAACAGGAAGACCCUGUCGACAGGUAUAAGAGAGAGAACCGUCAGCUUCAAGAGGCAAGCUUGCGUCUGGAACAGGAAAACGACGACCUGGCAUAUGAGCUCCUCACUAGCAAGAUUGUCCUGCGCAACGAUUUGGACCAGGCUGAGGACAAAGCUGAUGUGCUGAAUAAAAAACUUUUCCUCACUAAGCAGAAGCUGGUGGACACAGAGGAUGAGAAGAGAAGGCAGGAAGAAGAGACGGCACAGCUCAAAGAAGUUUUCCGGAGGGAAUUGGAAAAAGCAGAUUUGGAGAUCAAGAAAACUACAGCGAUCAUCGCUGAAUACAAACAGAUUUGUUCUCAUCUGAGCACCAGGCUGGAGAAGCAGCAGGCUGCCAGUAAAAAAGAGCUGGACAUUGUGGAGAGGAAGGUGAUGGGGUGUGAGCGCUGCAGCGAGGUGUUUUGUAAAGAGGGGAUGCCCCGGCUCCCCUCAGUGAGCCAGGACAACCGGGACCAGGACAUGGAUGAGGAGAAGGACUCUCUGAAGAAGCAGCUUAGAGAGAUGGAGCUGGACCUGGCUCAGACCAAACUGCAGCUCGUUGAAGCCAAGUGCAAGAUCCAGGAGCUCGAACACCAGAGAGGAGCCCUGAUGAAUGAGAUCCAAGCAGCCAAAAACUCCUGGUUUAAUAAAACUGUGAACUCUCUGAAAACUGCCACAGGGACCCAACCACCACCACCCAAUCCAACCAAAGAGGGCAUGUAGCUCCAAACAGCGCAGUGAGCUAUGGGACAAUUCCAAACAGCAAGCCUUGAACAAGCUUCCCAGACACCGUGUGACAAACGGAAAAGAAGAUUUCAGUGCUCAUUGACACAAGGAAGACUUUCAAACACUGCAAUGCAGUAUCUCCUUUCUCAGGCAGAACUGAUUAUAUACACACUGGUCUUUAGAUAAUUCAGGUACAGAUGAACCACUGUAUUCACGGGUUAGGAAACCACAAAGCGAUGCCAACCUGAGUAGUUUUAUGUAAAUACCCAGCCCACCUGACAGCUCCUUCAGAUUAUGGAAGACUGGGGAAGACGAUGGGAAAUGGGUCAAGAAAAUUAAGUUCUUUUAGUUUGUUACUCAAUGGAUGAACAGUAAUUGUGCUGUUAUGUUGUAAUGAGAAUUUUGGAAAUUUGACUAGCAGUCUUCAAAACAAAUGUCUUUCUAUUUUAUAUUGAAAAAUUAUUUUCUUUAAUUUUUCCACAAUUCAGUACUACUGAGUGUUAGUAGGAUGCAAUCAGAAUUUGAAUGCUUCUAGAAAUAGAAGAAAGUCUAUAUUCCAGAAGAAUUAUGCUAGCAAUAAAUGUAUAAACAAAUAGGAACACUGAAAAGUAUUCACUUUUUCUUGGUUUGAAAUGUCAGCUGAAGGCUGGUAUGGAAAUUGAAAUAUACAAAUCUUCCUAUUCAAGUAGAAUUGCAUUGCCCUAUUAACCCCCUCUAGACCAGAGUAUUGAUCCUGGUUAGGACUAAUAGGGUACCAUGCAUUUUACGUAAGAGUGUUUGCCUAGGUAGCUAGCAUUGCAUCUCUGUGAAUGUCAUAGUUUGUUCACUAUGUGAUCUGGACUUCAACAGUGCCCCCUGUUGGCAGUAUUUACCCUAUUGUUAUACUGUAAUCUUUGCAGAGAUAGAAAGAGGUUACUAUCUUAACUCUAAGAAAGCAACAAGCGGUGGUAAGUAUACUGAAGUCUUGUUUAUAAAUAUAGGCAAAGUCCUAGAUAGCAAUAAAUACUCAAAAUAUUGUUUAACAAAGUAGAGCUCUGCAGCAUUUAGGUUCUGAGGUGCAGUGUUUCACUAUAGUGAUGUGAGGGCAUUGCAGUCCUUUAUGCAGUGAAAGGGGAUACUGCAUCUACGGUGUUGGUGUUGCACCAUGUUUGGUGCGUACCUUAACAAAUUAUAUUUAUCAUUUUAUUUAGAUUUUUUUUUUUUU
Molecule: messenger RNA, 4361 nt
Organism: Polyodon spathula (Mississippi paddlefish)
Lineage: Eukaryota; Metazoa; Chordata; Actinopteri; Acipenseriformes; Polyodontidae
Product: rab GTPase-activating protein 1-like
Exons: 8
Coding region: 2240-3154 (304 amino acids)
Source: RefSeq, a predicted model, not a curated record